Harmonia axyridis is the source of this 1524-nucleotide messenger RNA. It is a transcript of the gene TSG101, whose product is annotated as tumor susceptibility gene 101 protein. Gene Ontology annotation, molecular function: ubiquitin binding. The record is from RefSeq and is a predicted model, not a curated record. Gene Ontology annotation, cellular component: ESCRT I complex. NCBI's taxonomy places the organism in Eukaryota, Metazoa, Arthropoda, Insecta, Coleoptera, Coccinellidae. Gene Ontology annotation, biological process: protein transport; protein modification process; endosome to lysosome transport. Bases 16 to 1368 code for a protein of 450 amino acids. The transcript has 7 exons.
UCAGUAUUGAAGGAUAUGCCGGGUACAAUAUGGAGGUGUAUUGAAUGCAGAGAUAACACAUCGGACCAGACCGACUGCACAGCUGUCCCAGAAUUCACUGACGGUUCCUCUACUCCUCGGGGAUAUCCUGCUGAUGAUGCGAGAAUUGUUUGUGAGGAUGAUUUGGAUACGAUGAUCCGGUUGGUUCAAGAGAUCCAGAGACUCCUAGACUCCGUCAAUUUCUGCUCAGAUAAGUAUAGAAAUCUUGAAGCGACUUUGAGAGAAAUAUUAAGUGUUACGACUCAUUACCAUGGUUUACAAGUUUUGAAGGACACUUAUAUUUUCAACGAUGGAACUCCAAUGGAACUAGUACAGCUUAAUGGCACAAUACCUGUAAGGUUCAAGGGCGCAGUUUAUAACAUUCCUGUUUGUAUAUGGUUAAUGGACACACAUCCCAAUAAUGCCCCAAUAUGUUAUGUGAGACCAACAGCUGACAUGUCGAUCAAAGUUUCCAUGUUUGUUGAUCAGAAUGGAAAAAUAUAUUUACCAUAUCUUCAUGAUUGGAAACCAAAUACUUCUGACUUAUUGGGUCUGAUUCAAGUUAUGAUUGUAACAUUUGGGGAGCAGCCUCCAGUUUUUGCAAAACCUCAAAAUAAAGAGAUACCACCUUAUCCUAUGAAUUCUUUCGGUAGUAAUGCCUACAUGCCAUAUCCCAACAACCCUUAUCCUCAAUCAAAUUAUCCUGGAUAUCCUAGUUAUCCCCCAACAAAUUCACAGUCAACAGGAAGUUACCCACCGCCAUAUCCUACAUCAUACUCAGGCUAUCCAACACCGGGUGGGUUUGGAAGUGUUAAUUCAGUGUCGACACCUGGUGGAACAGGAACAAUCAAAGAUGAACACAUUAGGGUUUCUCUUUUAUCUGCAAUAGAAGAUAAAUUAUUGCGAAGAAUGAAAGAGGUAUUUCAACAAAAUCAGGCCGAAUUGGACACCUUGAGGAGGACGCAAGAUGAAUUGAAGCAAGGGAAAGCAAAACUGGAUGUUAUUUUGAGCAAAUUGGAAAAAGAGCAGAAUGAUUUGGAUAAAAAUAUAACCCUUUUGAAAGAUAAGGAAGAGGAACUUGAUAAGGCUAUACAAAGAAUUAGUAAUGAAGAACCAAUAGACGUUGAUGAAGCUGUUACAACAACUGCUCCUUUAUAUAAGCAAUUAUUGAACGCAUUUGCUGAAGAAGCAGCACUUGAAGAUGCUAUAUAUUAUAUGGGAGAGGCAUUAAGGUGUGGAGUUGUUGACCUUGAUGUGUUUUUACGCCAGGUUAGAACUUUAUCAAGAAAACAAUUCAUCUUGAGAGCUCUCAUGCAAAAAUGUCGUCAAAAAGCUGGUCUAGCGAUUUAGUGUAACCUGAUAAUAACUCAUUUAAUUAUGAAAUAGGCAUUUUUAUCUUUUAAGUGUAUUAAAUAUUGUGAUUGUGCUUCAAGUUACAAAUGUGUAUUAGAAAAGAAUAGAAAAUAUAUAAAUUAUAUUUUGCAAAAUAAAAUUCUAUGUUAUUAA